Molecule: messenger RNA, 1338 nt
Organism: Rhinichthys klamathensis goyatoka
Lineage: Eukaryota; Metazoa; Chordata; Actinopteri; Cypriniformes; Leuciscidae
Gene: gtf3aa
Product: general transcription factor IIIAa
Exons: 9
Coding region: 73-1263 (396 amino acids)
Cellular component (GO): nucleus
Source: RefSeq, a predicted model, not a curated record
GUUCGUUGUGACGUCAGAAGUUUCGUUGACGAUCAAAAUGAAGGCGCACACGUGGUAACUCAAAGCCGAAAAAUGACAAAGCGUGAAAAUAAUGUUCCAUCCAGCGCAACAUUUAUUUGUUCCUUUCCUGACUGUCAAGCGUCAUAUAACAAAGGAUGGAAGCUAGAAGCGCACCUCUGCAAACAUACAGGGGAGAGGCCAUUUAAGUGCGAAUAUAACGACUGCAGCAAAUCUUUCUGCACGAAAUAUCACCUUGCUCGUCACACGCUGACACAUACCGGAGACAGACCUUACAUAUGCUCGGAGGACGGAUGCAAAGAAGGAUUCACCACAAACACCAACCUGAAGAAACAUAUUUCACGUAUUCACAGACAAGAGACAAAACAGUACAUAUGCACAUUUGAAGGAUGUGGCAAAGCAUUCAAGAAGAAUAACCAGCUGAAAACCCAUGAGUGUACACACACCCAGCUGCUACCGUUCUUAUGCUCAUAUGAUGGCUGCGGGAGACGUUUCUCACAGCGUGGUAAACUGAAGCGCCAUGAGAAGGUACACAAUGGCUAUUCCUGCACGGCUGCGGGCUGCUCGUUUGUGGGAAAGAACUGGACAGAGAUGACAAACCACAACAAAGUUCAUAUAGUCCGGGUACAGUGUGAUCAGUGUAAGAAAACAUUCAGGGAUAGCUGGUUCCUGAAGCAGCAUCAGCAUGUUCACUCUAAAGAGCGCCUGGUCUUCCACUGCCCCAGAGACGGAUGUUCCCGCUCAUACACCACUGCGUUCAACCUGCAGAGCCACAUACUGUCCUUCCAUGAAGAGCAGCGCUUCUUCAACUGCACUCACCCUGGCUGUGGCAAGUCCUUUUCCAUGAAGCAAAGUUUACAGCGCCAUGGUGUGGUUCAUGAUCCUGAAAAGAAACAGCUCAAGCCUCGUCCAAAACGUUCCCUGGCAUCUCGUUUGAGUGGUCACAAACCAAAAAAGAAACGUCAAGCAAAAACUUCAAAUUCAGAUGAAUCUUCAAUGCCACAGAUUAGCCAGUCCGAGUCAACCACAAAUCCUCAAUUAAUAGGUCAGCUGCAAUCAUUCAGCUCUCAAGGUUUUACAAUCCUAAAAGCAGACAUCCCAGAAACCUGCACCCAGAGUUUAAAAAGUUCUGAUUUAGAGACCAUUAAACCUGAGAGUGUUGUCAGCCAAUCAAAAAACAUUUAUUCUGAGUUCAACAACACUGCAAAUCCAGUGGUCAACCUUUUAGAGCCCCUCUUACUGUAGAGUCAAUUUCCAGUGAACCCAAUAGUUUCCAUUUCACCCCACAGGACAAUUUCUAAAGCAAAAUUUUUUUGGAGG